Danio aesculapii is the source of this 8872-nucleotide messenger RNA. Its product is annotated as Gamma-secretase subunit Aph-1b-like. Gene Ontology annotation, molecular function: protein-macromolecule adaptor activity. The transcript has 7 exons. Gene Ontology annotation, biological process: positive regulation of catalytic activity; protein processing; Notch receptor processing. Bases 377 to 1138 code for a protein of 253 amino acids. Gene Ontology annotation, cellular component: endoplasmic reticulum; gamma-secretase complex; membrane. NCBI's taxonomy places the organism in Eukaryota, Metazoa, Chordata, Actinopteri, Cypriniformes, Danionidae. The record is from RefSeq and is a predicted model, not a curated record.
AGCUGAUCAUUUACACCAAACAAAAGCCCUCGGAAGUGUCGCGUGUGAUUUUUUUAUUCAGGAAAGAGAAACUACAGAUUCAAGUUUAAAAAUGUUACCAAACAAAUCGCUGACGGAAGAACGACAUAAAGCGCGCCAGCAUUAUCAGAUUUAUUAGCUUCGAUUCUGUCUGUAUUGGAGGAAUUUCUGUCUGAAUUGUAACGCUGUAAAUGAACACAGCAGGUUUAAACUGUCUCUAACUGAUGGAGAAUUAAGUACAUUUGUGCCUAUUGUUUACUAGGUUUGAUCGUGUUUUCAAUUCAAAACGCUCGAUUUUACCUCGUAAUCGAUUAAUCGGACCGCGACUGUUGAUCCGAGAGGAAGGUGUGGGUCCAGAAUGACUCUGGCAGUGUUUUUUGGUUGUGCCUUCAUAGCGUUUGGUCCCGCUUUCGCCCUGUUUGUUUUCACUGUCGCCAAAGAUCCUUUAAGAAUCAUCAUUCUGAUCGCAGGGGCGUUUUUUUGGCUGCUGUCUCUGCUAUUGUCUUCUCUGGUCUGGUUCAUUGCUGUGAAGGCCAGCAACUCUCAGGAUCCCAGUCUUCCCAGGGGUCUGCUGAUUUUUGGGGUUUUCUUUUCGGUUUUGCUCCAGGAAGUGUUUCGGUUUGCCUACUACAGACUGCUCAGGAAGGCCACUGAGGGUCUGGCAGCCAUUAGUGAUGAUGCCAGUUCGGCCAUUUCCGUCCGGCAGAUGGCUUACGUGGCUGGAUUGGGUUUCGGGGUCAUGAGCGGUGCAUUUUCAAUGAUCAACAUCCUGUCUGACUCUCUGGGUCCCGGGACGGUUGGCAUCUUUGGAGACUCGCAGUAUUACUUCAUUACAGCUGCACUGAUGACUCUGGCUCUGACGCUGCUGCACACAUUUUGGGGCGUCCUGUUCUUUGAGGGCUGUGAGAAGAGCUGCUGGUGGGUCAUCGCUGUCGUCGUCAGUCUCCACCUGUUAGUCGCUGGCCUGUCUCUUUUGAACCCGCUGUAUGAAGGCAGUCUGCCUCCUGUGUAUUGCAUUACUCUGCUGAUGGGCAUCUGGGCUUUCUUCUCCUCUGGAGGAUCCCUGCAAAACCUCAGUGCACUCUGCACACGCCGGAAAGCUGAAGCGGAGUCUUCAUAAGAUGCUUUUAGUCGUCCCCAGUGAGAUCCAGGACAACAGAACGGCUGAGGCUGCUUGACUGAAUAGCAGCGGUUUAUGAAAGAGCACAUUCACCAGCUCAAAGCCCUGAGGGGAUCCAGACACGUCUCCUCCGGCGUCCAGGAUCUCGACGGCGCAGACUGUCUCUCAAACGCUGUAAAUAGCUUGAUCUGAAUGCAAAUCAAUAAGACAGAUCUGAAAUGUUCUUUUGUUUUGAAAGCAACAUUCUCUGGCUCUUGUGAAUGGUUGUGGUUUUGAACUUACUUUGUUGAUGUCGGUACAUUUCUGAAUCAAGCCUUAUUGUCCGCCCGCUUUAAGGGGAGGAGUGAAACCUGAGCACCUUCAAGCCCAAAGUAUACCUCUUUUUUAUUUAUGUGUACACUAUGCACAAAAUCAAACACAGACUUUAAUGUAAAUUCUAUUUGAUAUCGUCAAGUCCAAGAUAAGGAUUUUUAGUCAAAUAACUGGUCAGAGCAAGUUACUGAAUAUCCUUUUUUGCUUUAAUUUCAGAUUAUUCAACACUACAUCUUUAAUGCUUAAUUAUGCGUGUCUUUUUAAGUGUAGGCUGUUUUUACAAUAAUAUAGCAUUUUGUACACAGUUUAUUUUUAUUAAAAUAAAUAUAAUUCAAUUUGAUGGUAAUACAGGGAAAACAUCCAUUGGAUCUGUCAUGUUUUUUUUUGUAAACUCGUUCACAAGAUGGUAAGCUUAAAGAAAAUCCUGAAUUUCCAACGCAAUACGGCAAAUCGAAACUUUUCGAUAUGAUGGCUAAUUUGUAUGAAAUUUUUGAAUUUGUAAAUUUUUUUUAUUAUUGUUAUUUUCAACUUUGAUUAGGGUUGUGAUUAAUUGAAAUUGAAUCGCAAUUUAAAACAUUGCAAUUAGCUAAUCGCAAUAGGCUGUGAUAUGAAAUAUAUAUGCAUUAUUUAAUUUUACCCACCUAGAGCAAAUGCGUGACUGCCGUCUGUGUUUAAUAGUUUUACUAGCCAAUUGAGUGACCACACUUUCGUUCUGCCCAAUCAGAAUUCCGCAACCAAACUAUGCAGAACGGCCACAAUAAAAGCAAAAAAAACAUACAGGAAAGCGUGGACAAUUGGGAUAAUGGUGUCUGGACAGGACAUCGGUAAUAUGGGAAUAUUUUAGUUUUAAAGUCACAGACACCAAACAAAAACGGGUCAUUUUUAAGAGCUGUCACACAAAUGUUGCCAUGGCUUAUUGAGCUGAAGCUUGAAUACAAAAUUAAAUCGCAAUAUUUCCGAAAAAUCGUAAUUCGAUAUUUUCCCUAAAUCGCACAACCCUCCCUUUGUCCUUUGAUAGGACAGUAGAGAGUAUAGACAGGAAAGCAUGGGGAGAGGAGAGAGGGGAAGGAUUGGCAUAGGGUUUCGAGGUGGGAAUCGAACUUACCAUUAAACACUAAACCAUUGGUGCCGACUUUGUACAUUUUGGUAUGAUUUGCUCAUCCAUCAAUGAUAGUUUUUAAAAACUGUGCUUUUUCAUUCAUUCAUUUUCUUUUCGGCUUAGUUCCUUUAUUAAUCUGGGGUCACCACAGCGGAAUUAACCGCCAACUUCUAGCAACAGCUCAUCAUUGGGAAACAUCUACACACUCUUUCUCACAGAUACACUAUUGACAAUUUAGCUUACCCAAUUCACCUAUACUACAUGUUUUUGGACUGUGGGAGAAACCCACACAAACACAGGGAGAACAUGCAAACUGACUCAGCCAAGGCUCGAACCAGCGACCUUCUUGCUGUGAGGUGACUGUGCUACUGUGAUGCCUCGCUUUUUCAUAUAGAUGAAUUUGUAUCAUUUUGUAUGAUUUAGCCUCUUUUCUGACAGAUGUACGAUAGUUACAUUUCUUCGCAAGUUCAGGCAGGAAUUUCACCCUUAUAGUUAGCAUUGGUUCUUAAAGAUCUCGCAUAAACACUCAUUGUAGCCUGAUAUGCACCAAUUGCACAAAAUUAGAUUAAUCUAUUCAUCUAUCAGUAUUUUUCUCUUUAAAACUGUGUAAGAUCAUGUCCUUUGAAACAUCAUCUUUAUAUUUUUACACAUUUAAAGCUUAAGACUUUUAACAAUUUUUUAAUUCUCCAAACAAGUGUAUCGAACAAUGUGUUUUUCUAUUGUUGCUUCAGCAGUCUCUUGCUGUAUUUUUUAAGUUCCAACUGUGAAACAAACAGGUUAAAGGCUCUGGUAUACUUUAAACUGAAUUUUUUUAGUUCUUCAUUUGAGGGCAUAAAGAAUUUCGAAAAGGCUUUAGUGACGGUAUACUUUUUUUUCGACAAUCUGACACCCCUCUGCUGCAGGAGGUGGGGUUUAAACGUGUCUGCUUAAGUGUAGGCUACUGCUAAACACAACAACAUUGGCGGCUGAGAAAGGAGAUCAUAAAUGUCUGACAAACAGCCUUCACAUUGAUUUAUAUUUGCCAUGGACAGACACCAAAGGUAAUCACGUUUAGAACUUUAUCAAAUGUAAAAUGAUCAAAGGAUUCAGCUGAGCAUUUCAACUCUCAAAGCAUUUCAAUUUUCAAAGCUGAGUCUUUCCACAAGUAAUAGUACAUGUGCGAAUACAUCUAUACUAGCUGUGCUACUCCACCCUCCAGUGUAUUCAUGUUGCUAUCUUGGUGUUGUUGUGCUGGAUAUUUUUCUCCUGUCUGAUUCUGAACUCUGAAGCACGUCUAAGAUGGCUGAGUUUUAGAACACACCCAUUGAUUGCGUAAUUGCCAUGGAUCAAUGGCAGAUAAAAGGUGUUUAGGACCAAAACGAAAUCCCCCCCACUCCCCCUGUUUCAAACUGCCAAAACAAACCCAAAAAGAGCUUGGUUUUGGCUGGAUUUUAUUCAAAAUGAUGUCAUUUCAGGGUUUUUUUUCCGAUUUCAUUUGAAGUACUGAGGCCUGUUGACACUUUUCGAACAAAUUAAGUGAUGUAAAAACAACUGAAGCUGCAGGUGUGAUCAGCACUUGCGUUGUAUAUGCGGUUAGAAUAAUUGGGCUGUGAAAGUCACAUGAUGCGCACUAUUCUCAAUGUAGUGUACUGAUGAAAUCUGAAGUAUACUUUGGGCUUUAGGAUGUUUCACUCUUCUUUACUAAUGUUAUUUUCACUAUUUCACACAUACAUGUGUAUAUAAGCCUAUAAGAGUCAAGAGCAUUUCACUUACUGACAUUUACAGUGUUGUCAAAAGUACCGACUUUAUAUUAAAAAUAAUCAUUUUUUAGGUGUCCUUUUACCUCUAACAUUUAAAGCGCCGUUUCAAAUACUCCAAUGUCUAGAUCAGUAUCAAGCGAUGAUCAUUGUAGCCAAUCACAGGCAAAUCUGUUGAGAAGUAAACACGAUGGCAAGUGUGUAAAGUCCAUAUAAGCACACAUUGUUAGGUUUAAAUUGAACAGUUAAAAUGUGCAAGUUAAUCCACAGGAGGAAAAAAAAAGUAUUUUUGGUCAACUUUAACUAAAAACUGACCGUUUUCUUCCUCUCUGUUGGCAAAGUGGCUUAGUGGUCUGCACUGUUGCCUUACAGCAAGAAAGGAAUAAAGCCCUGCUCAUACUGUGAGAUUUCAGCCACGAUUCUGUCAUCUGAGACAAAUUUGGGAAAUCCUUAAAGAUUCCUGAAAUCCUGAGCUAAAAUCUGUGGUCUUUGAUCGUUGGUUUGACCUGUUUUCAGACAGCCCGUUAGUGCCCGUGCCCGUUGCGAUCAGAUUUUUCCUUCGAUGAAGUGCUGGCAGUUUGUUUACAGAUUGUUUACGUUUGCUGUGAGGAAUCAUUUCAGAAUGCAGCUGUCACGGCUGGAUGACAUCAAACUUAGGGGAAGUUUUCUUCCAUGUUUGCCGCGUCGUUCAGUCUGACAUUCUGACAGGUGAGAUCAUACGGUGUGACAUGGAAGCCAUGUAUGUGCAGUCAGACAAUGCUACAAUCGUUCAGGAUUAUAAAAAAUCCCACAGUGUGAGCCGGCCUUAAGACGAAGGAAAAUGAAUGAAUGCUUCCUGUCUGAAAUGACAGUCCUUCUGUGAAAAAUGUUUAGCCACGCCCCUUCAAGUGUUAGUGUGCUGCAAAUGAAAGAUGAGAGGAGGAGCUGAAAAAUAAAGCUCCGCCCCCUACUUGAUAUUCAGUUUCAGUUGGAAAUACGUCUUCAAACUGACAUAAAAGUCUGCAUUAACUUCCGCUUCACACAGAUUUUAACUUUAAGUACUGAUUGGUCCUGCAAGUCACUACUUUUGACAACCCUUUCUAAAUUGUCGUAUACAUUUCAAAACAAGUUCUUGGUGUUGUGACAACUGAAUGCACAAUGUGAAAUUCAACGUCUCAAAAGGAACAACUGUCCUGCCCAUCUCAAUGUGUAAUUAUGCAGUUCAUAAACUGAGUGGUCAUCACAGUGUGUCAUUUUUCAGUGAUAUGCUGAAUCAUUUAUAUAACACUUUAUUUUACUGUGAUCUUGUAACACGUGUACUUACUAUAGUAAUAAAUACAAUUAUGCAUAAUCACAUGCAAACCAAAACCCUAGUCCUCUUAAAAACAGCGCAUUGUGUUAUAUAAUAUAACUAUGUAGAGGUGAAGUCUGAAUUAUUAGCCCCCUCUCUAUAUUUUUCACCCAAUUUUUGUUUAACGGAGAGAUUUUUUCAACACAUUUCUAAACAUAAUAGUUUUAAUAAAUCAUCUCUAAUAACUGAUUUAUUUUAUCCAUGCUGUUAUCACAGUACAUAAUAUUUCACAAGAUUUUUUUAAGAUAAUAGUAUUCAGCUUAAAGUGACAUUUAAAGGCUUAACUAGGUUAAUUAGGAAAGUUGGGGUGAUUAGGCAAGUCAUUGUAUAAUUUUGGUUUGUUCCGUAGACGAUGGGGAAAAUAUUGCUUAAGGGGCUAGUAAUGUUGAUUAGAGCUGCAUGAUUAAUCGAAAAAAAGAUCGCGGUCUCGAUUCGACCCUACACACGAUCUUAAUCCAGGUUUUCUACGAUUCUGCCAAUUAUAUUUCAUGACAUUUAUAUGUCAGGAGAGAAGUGUAAAAGUCUAUACAACAACAUGGACAGCAAUGAGGAAAAUGGACAUCUCCAAAUGGCGUUAAAAGUCUUACAUACUGUAUUUAUAAGGUAUAAUUCACCCAGAAAUGUCAUUUCUGUUUUAUGCAAUGAUGUAGCAGCGACUGCGAAAAUGUUUGUUUACUACCGAGAGUACGCGCAUGUGUCCACCUCCGCCAUUGAUGUCUACUUUAGUGAACAGAACCUGCAUAGGCUGUGAAUAACAGCUAAUAAAGUUGUAAAAAACGUUUGGUUUGUUGCACAGAGCGAUCGUUUGGGAGUGAAAUAAAUAUUUACUUGAUCAGUAUAACUACUCUAGUCUAUAUAAUGUUGAAUAUAAUGCUAGAGGGAAUCUGAUAAUGACAAAUGUUUAAUUUUACCAGUGAAAAAAAUGGUCUAAUAAUGUUGUCAAUGACAAAUGACAAGCGUAUGUCUCAAACACAAUAAUUCAACUUCAGAAUUAUAAAUAGUUGUGUUCUGAUGUCAUCACUUUACUGUGAAUUAAUAAACAGGACAUAUGUAAAGUCUGUUCAAGUCCACCAUUCCAAGUCUAUACAAAAUUUAGCAUUUUAACCAACAGUAGACCUACUCAUAGGCCUAAUAUUAUUGUUGUUUUACCAUGUUUGAGAAAUAAUAAUAAUAAUAGCCUACUCAUGUUAACCUGUAUUUUACAUCUACAGAAUCGUGAGAAAAUCGUGAUCUUCAUUUUAAGCAAAAAAAAUGUGAUUCCCAUUUUAGCCAGAAUCAUGCAGCUCUAAUGUUGACCUUAAAAUGAGUUUUAAAAAAAUUAAAAAACUACUUUUAUUCUAGCCGAAAUAAAACAAAUAAGACUUUUUCCAGAAGUAAAAAUAUUAUAGGAAAUAUUUGAAAAAUUCCCUGCUCUGUUAAUCAUCAUUUGGGAAACAAGAAACAAAAAUUCACAGGAGGGCUAAUCAUUCUGACUUUAACUGUAUACUUAACUGUAUGUUUACACUGUAACGAGGACACUUAAAACUAAAGUGAACCAUCUUUUGUUGUUUGUAGCUCAAUUGUUUAAUAUAAAGCAGGAAAGUUCUUUUUUUUUAAAUAGUUCUGACAACUGAAUGCAACCUUUAAACAUACGAACAGAAAGCAAUAUCUGGAUAUUCCAGAAUCUUCUGUUCAUCAAUAGGACAGUUCACCUAAAAAUGAAAAUUCUGUCAUCAUUUCUUAUCCAAUGACUUUCUUUCUUCUAUUCAAUACAAGUGAAGAUAUUUUGCCGAAUGUUGGAAGCCGUUAGUCAAUGAUUUCCAUACUUUUCUACACUAAAAAAAAAUAUGUUUGUUGUUUGUUCAAAUUACAAUAUGAGUUGAACCAACACAAUUCUUACGUUUUUUUUUUGGGAAACUUAAUUGUUUUAUGUUCAGUCCAUUUAAAUUUGUAAAAACUAUUAACUUAAUCACCUCAGCAAGAAGGUCGCUGGUUUAAGUCCCGGCUAGGACAGUUUGCAUGUUCUCCCUGUGUUGGCGUGGGUUUCCUAUGGGUGCUCCGGUUUCCCCCACAGUUCAACGACAUGCGCUGAGUAAAUUAUGUAAACUACAUUGGCCGUAGUGUAUGUGUAUGACUGAGUGUGUAUAAGUGUUUCCAAGUACUGGGUUGCAGCUGGAAGGGCAUCCACUGUGUAAAACAUAUGCUGGGUAAGUUGGCGGUUGAUUCCGCUGAUGAAUAAAGGGACUAAGCCGAAAUAAGAUGAAUAAAUCAAUGAAUUUGUGUUGAGACAACAUGAAGGAAUUGUGUGAAACCCUAGAUUUUUUACAUUGUACUAUACUGAAAAAAAUGCUGGGUUUCAUUUAAUCAAUUUGUAUUGGGACAACAUGUAGAAAUUAGGUUAAAUGAUUAGUUUUAAGUGGAUUGAACAUAAAACAAUUAAGUUGUCCUUCCGAAAACUCAAGAAUUGUGUAGUUUCAGCUCAUUUUAAAUAAGUAGUUUGAACAAACAAACAGCAAACGUAAUUUUUUUGAGUGUAUGGUUGUCAGUGGCUGCUGAUAUUUCCAGCAUUCUUCAAAAUAUCUUAUUUUGGGUUCAACAGAAAGAAAAGAAACUCGUUAAGAUUUUUUGAGUACAUUGAGUACAUUUUUGAGUGAACUAUCCCUUUAAAUCUGCUUCAUAACUGGUGCUGCCUGUUGGCCAUGUUUUCUUCAGUUGUAGUAUCUGAGACUUACUCUACACUGCUAGGUUUUACACUUGUCUUUGCGGUUUGGCUUUAAUUCUUAUCCCAGCACAGUAACACCACAGCGAUCACUUGCAGUAUUUUCCUGUCAUUUAGUCUUAAACCACAUUGACCACGCUUAUUGCGGUACAUCACAGAUCACACCUUUGUUUUUCUGGAUGUUGGCAGCUCAUUGUGUCAAGGCAUGAAUUUCAUUUGAUUAUGUGUUGAAUAUGAUCAGCACACUUCAUCUCCAGUAACCACCAACACUUCUGUACAUUAACGUAUUAUUUUCUGUACUCAAUUUAUGCUUUACGUUGGACAUUUUGUGUUAAAAACUGUGCAGAUCAAACUCUCUCUACAUUCUGUUCUGUAUAUUUGGACACAAUAACUCGGUGCUUAUCUGAAUUUGAAGUAUAAAAGGACUUCUUGUAAUUAUGUAACAUUUUAAUGCUGCUUUAUAUAAAGUUUCUAAAAAAUAUGAUGUGCCAAACAGGGAAUCGGAUUACUGUUUAUAUGCAAAAUUGGAAAGAGAUUAAAGGCCCUGUUAAUCAGUUUA